CAAUGGAAGCCUUGGGCGCAGGCAGGUUGCCUGUACGGUGGCAAAUGGGAUGGUCCGGAUCACGGUCAGGUCAGGCAGGCGCCGAGUGGCCGGCAAUGAUGCUGGGAAGUGGCCGGCGAUUCUGGCCGAGACGUUUCGCGGGCACUUGGUCGAUGCACAUGCGAACUCAGGGCGAUUUCGGACGAAAUGCGGUUGCUAUCGCCGGCGGGAGAUGCAUCGGCUUCAAUGCCAGCAUGAAGCAUAUAAAGACAGGCUGCGUCUCGCGGGCAAGGCUAUAGGGUCUCUCUGCAUCGCAGUCGCCAUCGUCCUCGUUGCCAUACUCGUAGAAUAAACGACUGCACCGCACCUGCCCCUUCAAGAUCUACCAAGUCACUAUAUUUUCCUCGCCGGGCAACAACAUUGGCGCCACGAGGCUUCCCGAGCGUUAACUUGCGUCGUCCACCCGUCCCCAACUGCGCCCCAGCAGGCUCACCACCUACCUCCCCGCCCGCCACCUCACUCUCUGCACGGCAGCCGACCCCACGGCGCAGAGAACCACCUUUUGUCCCGCGGCGCGGCACCAGCAUCGACGGCACACACAUCACACGCCCCCAUUUGUCCCGACUGCGGUGCAGGUAAAAGGGAAAAGGUUUCCACUGGCACCCCGCACCCGGGGCUGAAGCCGCUCGACGACGCCAACACCCCGCCAACGACGUAAAAGGAACCAGGCUGAGUGGCAGGCUCGUUCCGGUAUAAAUUCGUGAGCCGUGCUUCGUUUUCGACCCAGACACUGAAACCCCACACCCCUCCACCAAGCCUCGGACCCCCCCCCCCCCUCCUCUCUAUCCCCAGCAGCUCCACAGGCAGAGACGAGCAGCAGCAGCCUUCGGCCAUCGUCAUCCUCACCACUUGGACGCUCGUGUCAAGAGCCCUUUGCGCGCUCAUCUCCCAGACCUGUCGACGCCGCGCAGAGACAGCACACAGCGACUCGCGUCGCAUAUACCGAUACGGUGCACUGCAGAUUGCCAGCAGAAAGCCUCGCACGCCCCCCUUUUUCCACUGACCGUGUCGGCACAGGCGGACCAGAGAGAGCACACGAGCCUGCUCGUCCAACGCCACGAGCCUCAAAUCACACCCUCUCCCGCAACUCCCCUUGCCUGCUGGUUCACAACCUCGGGUCCUCUUUUUUUUUCUACUACUCCCAACUCACACCCCCCUCCCCCCGGCUACCCACGCUGUUACCCACGGCCCCGUUGGCCCCUCCCCCUGCCCCGUGUCAAGCCCGUCAGUGCAACUGGCAAAGCCGAGAUCGAGCCUCUGUUCCGGCUCCCAGAGUUUAAAUACAUAACCAUGAGGGAUCCCAUUGUCAGGACCGCUUCUCCCUACACCGACCCCAACGUUCAAAGCCCACAGUCCAGACUCAAGGCUCGCGGUGGUGAUUUGCGCAAGAUGAUUUCCAGCAACGUCAACAAAACCUCCCUCCACCCCGGUGGUGUUCAGCCACACGGGAACCACACCGAGCUUGAGGAGGAGCUCCACGAAACGGCGCACAUCGACUACGAUCGCGUCGCCAUUAUCCACAACCCGUCCGUCGCCGCCCUCUACGAAGAUGCCCUCGUUUACGAGACCGGCACGGCCAUCACUUCGAGCGGUGCCUUGACGGCCUACUCGGGCAAGAAGACUGGCCGAUCUCCUCUCGACAAGCGAAUUGUCAAGGAGCCGACGUCUGAAGACAACGUCUGGUGGGGACCCGUGAACAAGCCCAUGUCUCCCGAGGUGUGGAAGAUCAACCGCGAGCGUGCCGUCGACUAUCUCAACACCCGCAACCGCAUCUACGUCGUGGACGGCUAUGCCGGCUGGGACGAGAAGUACCGCAUCCGAGUUCGCGUCAUCUGCGCCCGCGCCUACCAUGCCCUCUUCAUGAGGAACAUGCUCAUUCGCCCUCCCCGUGAGGAGCUGGAGCAUUUCCACCCCGACUACACAAUCUACAAUGCCGGCUCGUUCCCUGCCAAUCGCUACACCGAGGGCAUGACCUCGGUCACCUCGGUGGCUAUCAACUUCUCCCAAAAGGAGAUGGUCAUCCUGGGUACCGAAUACGCCGGCGAGAUGAAGAAGGGCGUCUUCACCGUCCUCUUCUACGAGAUGCCUAUCAAGCACAACGUCCUGACGCUGCACUCGUCCGCCAACGAGGGCAAGUCUGGCGACGUCACCCUCUUCUUCGGCCUGUCUGGCACCGGCAAGACUACCUUGUCCGCGGACCCCAACCGUGCCCUCAUUGGUGACGAUGAGCACUGCUGGAGUGACCGCGGCGUCUUCAACAUUGAGGGCGGCUGCUACGCCAAGUGCAUUGGCCUUUCCGCCGAGAAGGAGCCUGAUAUCUAUGGCGCCAUUCGCUACGGCUCCGUCCUGGAGAACGUCGUCUUCGACCCCGACACCCGCGAGGUCGACUACGACGACUCCACCCUCACCGAGAACACUCGCUGCGCCUACCCCAUUGAAUACAUCAGCAACGCCAAGAUCCCCUGCCUGUCCGACAACAUGCCGACCAACAUCAUCCUGCUGACCUGCGAUGCCCGCGGCGUCCUGCCCCCGAUCUCCAAGCUCGACCGUGCCCAGACCAUGUUCCACUUCAUCUCGGGCUACACCUCCAAGAUGGCCGGCACUGAGGACGGCGUCACCGAGCCCCAGGCUACCUUCUCCUCGUGCUUCGCCCAGCCCUUCCUGGCACUGCACCCCAUGAAGUACGCCAAGAUGCUUGCGGACAAGAUUGAGCAGCACAAGGCCAACGCCUGGCUGCUGAACACCGGCUGGGUCGGCGCCGGUUUCGCUCAGGGCGGUAAGCGCUGCCCGCUGAAGUACACUCGCGCCAUCCUCGACGCCAUCCACAGCGGCGAGCUCGCCAACGUCCAGUACGAAAACUACGACGUCUUCAACCUCCAGGUUCCCACCACGUGCCCCAACGUCCCUGACGAGCUUCUGAACCCCAAGAAGGCUUGGACCGCCGGUACCGAAAGCUUCCAGGCUGAGGUCGUCAAGCUGGGCAAGCUCUUCCGCGAGAACUUCACCAAGUACGAGUCCGAAGCCACCGAGGAUGUUGUCAAGGCUGGUCCCGCUGUUUAAGAAGUCUGUUCAUGAGAGCACUCUAGCGUCUUUUUUUUGGGGGGCAUCUUUUAUGCAGUAGACUUACCGCCGCCGCAAACCCGCGCAUUUUAUCCACCCCUUCCCCGAGGCGCACCUUUUUACCUACCUCAGGCCCAUCACUGGGCUCUGCUGUCUCCAAACCCAACGAGUUAUUGCUCGACCGGGUUUUCUCUGUUUCCUCCCUGGGUGGGCGUCAUGAAUUCCUUUUUCCUUUUCUUUUUCUCUUAUGGUUUAACGGGUCUGGAUGAAAACAAAGCCAUCGCCGUAAGGCACACUCAUGCAUGGAUGGAUUAAGAGGCGAGUUGUGAGAACGAGAGAGAAGGGGGAAGGCAUCAAGACAUGGGGGGAAGGUGUUUGGCUGGGAGGUGAACAAAGAUUGUAAUGAGGCAGACGAAUUGAUGCUAAAUUGCCUUAAAAACAUGAUGUUGAUCCCUACGGUGGUUGCAUUCUUGACGCGUUGUAGCUGCUGCAGCUGCACGCACCGGCAUUCCCUCCAGCAGACGGGGAAGUGGUCA
Purpureocillium takamizusanense is the source of this 3635-nucleotide messenger RNA. RefSeq names its product Phosphoenolpyruvate carboxykinase (ATP) (gene PCK1). Bases 1330 to 3099 code for a protein of 589 amino acids. Gene Ontology annotation, biological process: gluconeogenesis. The transcript has 8 exons. Gene Ontology annotation, cellular component: cytosol. Lineage: Eukaryota; Fungi; Ascomycota; Sordariomycetes; Hypocreales; Ophiocordycipitaceae. Gene Ontology annotation, molecular function: phosphoenolpyruvate carboxykinase (ATP) activity; ATP binding. The record is from RefSeq and is a predicted model, not a curated record.